This is a messenger RNA of Cicer arietinum (chickpea), 917 nucleotides long. RefSeq lists its product as uncharacterized. NCBI's taxonomy places the organism in Eukaryota, Viridiplantae, Streptophyta, Magnoliopsida, Fabales, Fabaceae. Gene Ontology annotation, molecular function: metal ion binding. The record is from RefSeq and is a predicted model, not a curated record.
UCUCUUUUAAUUAACAUAGUCAUCAUCAUAAAAUAAAUAAAGUAUUUUUUUCACUCCUUUCACUAUUCUUCAUUUUCUGCCCACCCCACCAACAACAACUGAAGCCACCACAAGCAUCCCAAUCCCAAGAGAGAUGAAAUUGCUCUAUCAACUCAAAUCAGACUCAACCUACCACCUUAUUAAUUAAUCACAGACAGCAGAGGUUUUUGUUCAACAGAGCUAAGAUAAGAAGCUAGAUAGAAAAGUAUGGCUUUUGAAGAUUGUUCUUCUGAAAAGGAACUUCAGAAAGUCUCAAAGAGUUUUAUUCCUCUUUCUGGGACUAGUCUUGCAUCUUUGGAGUCUUUGUCACUUCCACUGGUGCAGGAGGUUGUUCUUUCUGCAGAUAUGCAAUGUGAAGAGUGCCAGAAGAGAGUUUCUGACAUUAUUACAAAAAUGAAUGCAGAAACUGAGUCCAUUGUGGUGAACGUAUUGGAAAAGAAGGUGAUACUUACUUUUAGGAUAUCAUCAACAACAAUUGGUAAAGAGAAAGUAAUAAUGUCAAAGAAAGUUACUCCAAUCAACAACAGUAAAGCUCCCAUUAUCAAACGGAUAUUCCGGUCAUUCAUAGUUUAACUUAACUACAAAUUACUACAUGUGCAUAAGAUUCGGUUUCAUUGAUUUUCACAAUUUGUACAGCACACACUCUUUGUAGUAUUCAUGAUUGAAUUUGUUUUCUAGUAACUUUUUUUUUUUUUUAUCAAGAACUAUCCCUCCAAAUCUUUUUGUUUUUCCAUUUUUGUUCAAAUAAAUGAUUUUAACAUCGACUUAGUUUUCUUUCAUCUUUUAUCUAUGUGUUCGUUUGAACAUGUAAUGUUGUUUAUUUUUUCAAUUUGGUGUAAUAUUUUUAUAAUAAAAAAUAAUUGUUACCUUUAUUAGCA